Messenger RNA from Dufourea novaeangliae, 3006 nucleotides. It is a transcript of the gene pug, whose product is annotated as C-1-tetrahydrofolate synthase, cytoplasmic. Bases 174 to 2987 code for a protein of 937 amino acids. NCBI's taxonomy places the organism in Eukaryota, Metazoa, Arthropoda, Insecta, Hymenoptera, Halictidae. Gene Ontology annotation, cellular component: cytosol. The transcript has 12 exons. The record is from RefSeq and is a predicted model, not a curated record. Gene Ontology annotation, biological process: tetrahydrofolate interconversion. Gene Ontology annotation, molecular function: methylenetetrahydrofolate dehydrogenase (NADP+) activity; ATP binding; formate-tetrahydrofolate ligase activity.
UCGGUUCAUUCUAUAAUCAUCAGCCUUUCAACAAAUUUAUAUCGUAUCUAGCCACGCGUAUUUCAGUUCCUGCGUUUCUAUACAGUGAUUAAUUUAAGAAAGUUUGCAUCGAUAGGAAAUCUGUGAAAAAUAAAAGUGAUUUACUUUGUGGUCACAGAUUUUUCAAACGAAUUAUGGCGACAGACGUGCGAGGAGUUUUGUUAUCCGGCACGGAACUGGCAAAAGAAAUUCGUGAAAAUCUAACAAAAGAUGUAAAAUCUUUGAAAGAAAAACUCCCGAGUUUUACACCCGGCUUAGCUAUUGUUCAAGUAGGGGGCAGGGAAGAUUCAAAUGUUUAUAUCAGAAUGAAAAUAAAAGCAGCCAGCGACAUCGGAAUCGCAGCUGAACACGUCAAACUUCCGAACACUACUACAGAGAUCGAAUUAAUAAACAAAGUAAAUAAAUUGAACAAUGAUCCAAACGUUCAUGGAAUCAUUGUACAAAUGCCUCUCGAUAGUGUAAAUCGGAUCAAUAGCCAUAUGAUCACUGAUUUGGUCGUGCCCGAAAAAGAUGUAGAUGGAUUGAACACGAUUAAUGAAGGAAGAGUCGCUAUUGGUGAUAUGUCGGGAUUUGUACCAUGCACUCCCAAUGGGUGUAUCGAACUUAUCAAGAAGAGCGGAGUCCCAAUCGCUGGUGCUAAUGCCGUAGUUUUAGGCAGAAGCAAAAUUGUCGGUACGCCUGUAGCCGAAUUGUUAAAAUGGCACAACGCUACUGUAACAGUGUGCCACUCAAGAACAAAGAAUCUUCCAGAAAUUGUCUCGCAGGCCGAUAUCUUAGUGGUUGGUAUUGGCCAGCCCCAGCUGGUCAAGGGAAGCUGGAUUAAACCGGGUACAGUCGUAAUCGAUUGCGGAAUAAACUCAAUUUCAGAUUCAACAAAAAAAUCUGGACAGCGGUUAGUAGGAGAUGUUGAUUAUGAAGAAGCUGCGAAAAUAGCUUCGUAUAUCACCCCGGUACCUGGCGGAGUUGGCCCGAUGACCGUGGCCAUGUUGAUGAAGAAUACGGUGAUAUCCGCUCAAAGAGUAGCGGAGAGAAUUUUGAAUGCUGAAUGGAAAUUAAGAGUUCUAACAAUCAACCCACAAACUCCUGUGCCCAGCGAUAUUGCAAUUUCAAGGAGUCAAGAACCGAAACCAAUCACAAGUUUGGCAGAAGAGAUUGGACUAUUCCCAAAUGAGAUCAGUCCUUAUGGAAGCAAAAAAGCGAAAGUUGGUCUGAACGUAUUAAAGAGACUAAAAGAUCAACAAAAUGGAAAGUUCGUAGUAGUUGCUGGUAUCACACCAACACCUUUUGGAGAAGGCAAAAGCACCACGUCACUUGGUUUGGUACAAGCUCUGAGCGCACAUAGGGGAAAGAAUUCGUUUGUUACCUUACGGCAACCUAGUCAGGGUCCCACUUUUGGUGUAAAAGGGGGAGCUGCAGGUGGAGGAUACUCACAGGUUAUUCCCAUGGAAGAGUUCAACUUGCAUUUAACCGGCGAUAUCCAUGCUGUGACUGCAGCCAAUAAUCUGUUAGCAGCACAAAUAGACGCCCGAUACUUCCAUGAGACCACUCAACCUGAUAAGGCUCUUUACGAUAGACUUGUACCGUCGAAUAAAGGUGUAAGGAAAUUUUCGAAAAUACAGUUAAGACGUUUACAAAAACUUGGCAUUACGAAGACCGACCCGAAUAGUCUAACAGAAGAGGAAGCCAGGACAUUUGCAAGACUAGAUAUCGAUCCAGAAAAUAUUCCUUUCACUAGAGUAAUAGAUACAAACGACCGAUUUUUACGUAAAAUUACUAUUGGUCAAAGCCCAACUGAGAAAGGAAAAACGCGGGAGACAUCUUUCUGCAUUUCCGUCGGUUCUGAAAUAAUGGCAAUACUCGCACUAUCCACAAGUGUCGACGACAUGAAACAAAGGCUAGGUAACAUGGUGGUGGCUUUUAACAAAAAUGGAGAACCUUUAACUGCAGAUGAUUUUGGAAUGACAGGAGCGAUGGCAAUUUUAUUGAAAGAUGCCAUUGAGCCGACGCUAAUGCAAUCCUUAGAAGGAACUCCAGUAAUGGUUCACGCUGGACCAUUUGCAAACAUCGCGCACGGUUGUUCUUCAAUUAUUGCAGACGCAAUUGCAUUGAAAUUAGUCGGACCAGAAGGUAUCGUGGUAACAGAAGCUGGCUUUGGUUCUGAUAUUGGUAUGGAGAAGUUCUUCGACAUUAAAUGUCGAACGUCAGGACAUAUACCAAACGCUGUUGUGCUAGUUGCAACUAUUAGAGCGUUGAAGAUGCACGGUGGUGGACCUCCGGUAACUACAGGUGCUGUCUUGAAAAAGGAAUACCUCGAAGAAAACCUUGAAUUAGUUAGAAAGGGUCUACCAAAUCUUUUGAAACAUAUCAGUAAUGGAAUUAAAUUUGGUGUGCCAGUUAUUGUGGCUAUUAAUGUUCAUGGUACUGAUUCGCAAGCAGAAUUGGAGUUGGUAAAACAAGCAGCAAUUGAAAACGGUGCAACCGAUGCCGUGAUAUGUAAUCAUUGGGCCCAAGGUGGUGCUGGUGCUAUAGACCUUGCAGAUGCUAUCAUAGCCGUGACGAACAAACCCAGCAAUUUCAAAGUAUUGUAUGAUUUGAGCAUUGGUAUCGAAGAAAAAAUUAAUACCAUUGCAAAAGAAAUGUAUGGUGCAGGACAAAUUGUUCUUGCAGACAAGGUGCAAAAUAAAAUUAAAGUGUACAAUAAACUAGGAUAUGACAAACUUCCACUUUGUAUGGCUAAAACAUCAAACUCUUUGACGGGUGAUCCAUCAGUUAAGGGUGCUCCUACAGACUUCACACUCAAUAUUACAGAUAUAUUUGUGUCUGUUGGGGCAGGCUUUGUAGUACCUAUGGUAGGAGAUAUAAUGAUGAUGCCGGGUCUUUCUACAAGGCCAAGCAUUUAUGAUAUGGAUUGGAACAGUGAAACAGACGAAAUAGAAGGCUUAUUUUAAAUAUUAUUUUUCUUUAUUA